GGAUGAACGCUUUAAGUUUUAAAAAAAUUACAUCAGAUCUAUUAGAAAAGUGUAUAUUGUCUUUAAGAAAUAGAAAAGCAAGAUAAUAUUUUAAUAGUAUUGGAUUUGUGGUUCAGUUACCUGAAUAUUUUUUGUUGCUCAAAUAUUUGAAUACCAAUACCCUACUUUUCGAAAAUAAUUUUCUAUGAAACAAAAGAGAACAAAUCAAUUAAUUACACAAAAUCGAUCAACAUGAUGAAUAUUUAAAACCCACAUGGUUUUUUAGCUAAUGAUCUCAAUGAAUACAGAAUACAGUCCAAAUAUUCGCCUAACAAUAGAUAGAGCCUUAUUAAAACCUUCUGAUUCACUCCGUCAAAAUUAUUGAUCCCCAAUCAGCACCAUCAUCAUCAUUCAACGUAGAUCAUUAACAACCAUGAUCAACCAUCAACAUUAUCAACCAUCAUCAUUACCAACUAUCAUCAUUGCCAACCAUCAUCAUUACCAACUAUCAUCAUUGCCAACCAUCAUAGUUACCAACCAUCAUCAUUACCAACCAUCAUCGUUACCAACCAUCAUCAUCACCAACCAUCAUCAUCACCAACCAUCAUCAUUACCAACUAUCAUCAUUACCAACCAUCAUCAUUACCAACCAUCAUCAUUACCAACCAUCAACAUUACCAACCAUCAUCAUUACCAACCAUCAUCAUUACCAACUAUCAUCAUUGCCAACCAUCAUAGUUACCAACCAUCAUCAUUACCAACCAUCAUCGUUACUAACAAUUAUAGUUACCAACCAUCAUUGUUAUCAACCAUCAUUGUUAUCAACCACCAUAGUUACCAACCAUUAUUGUUACUAACAAUCAUAGUUACCAACCAUCAUCGUUAUCAACCAUCAUAGUUACCAACCAUCAUAAUUACCAACCAUCAUAGUUACCAACCAUCAUCAUUACCAACCAUCAUUGUUACUAACCAUUAUAGUUACCAACCAUCAUGGUUAUCAACCAUCAUAGUUACCAACCAUCAUUAUUACCAACCAUCAUCGUUACUAACAAUCAUCAUUCAACAAAUAUUGAUCAUUCAACAAAUAUUGAUCAUCAUCAACAACCAUUGUCGUAACCAAUCAUCAUCAAUCGCCAUCAAACAUUAAGAAUCGUUUCCAACAAACAUUAUCAACAACAAUCAUCAAUAAUCGUAUUUAUCUUCCUCAACAUCGUUACAAAUCAUUACCAACAUCAUCGUUACCAACCAUCAUUGAUUCUAAUCAGCA
Molecule: messenger RNA, 1246 nt
Organism: Lottia gigantea (owl limpet)
Lineage: Eukaryota; Metazoa; Mollusca; Gastropoda; Lottiidae
Exons: 1
Coding region: 413-877 (154 amino acids)
Source: RefSeq, a predicted model, not a curated record